AUGAACUUUGCACCCGCUCUGCCUCUCGAGGUGUUUGACCUGAUAUUCUCCUACUUCAAAGAUGACGAUAAGGGCCUAUGGUACCGUCUGAGUCUGAUCAACCAUAACUGGUAUGCUGCAGUGACUCCAAGACUCUAUCACACGUUCAAGAACAAUGGCGACUACAGUGAGAGAGAGCGACUCUGGCAGUUUCUCCAAACCGUCAUUGCUUCUCCGGAGCUUGCGGCCCAUGUCAAGACGGUGGACCUUCAGCAUUGCCUGAAGUAUACAGGACCGAAGAGCUUUUGUCUCGCACAGUUUUUAUGUUCUAAGUACCAACAUACUAUCCAGCAGGGAAUUGCACGAUCGGGGCUCUCAGAUCUCCAGGAAAGUCCCCUCAAGCAUGCCCUUCUAAAUGAUGAUAGGAGACCCCUUGUUGCUAUGAUUCUGGCCUUUCUGCCCGCUCUUGAAACUCUCUACAUGCAUGUCUCCGAACCCGAUCCAUAUCUUCGGGCUAUCUUCCCCUAUCUUUCCCUGCAUUCCCUGAAUGGUCCAGGGUCUAACUUGAAGGUCUUCCAGCAGCUCAAACCGCUGUUUCUUGCAGCGGACGAACAGGCUUCAGGGGGUAAAGAUCCUAUUCGAAUAGACGGUGACAUACCAUUCGUCUACUUUCCCGCGCUGCAUGAGUUGAAUCUUUUACAUGUCAAUCUAAAUCCCCAUGUAUUUUCUAGGACGACAAGAAUACAUCAUCCGAACGGGGUUUCCCCGCUCCUAUCCAACGUGAGCAUUGUCCUCCACAAGGACACAAAACUCGAGGGAUUCAUGGGCUUCCUCGAAUGUAUUCCUCACUUGAUCAAUUUCUCGGUCAGUUUCAGUAAUACCCCGGACUCCGAGUGGGCUCCCUACGGCAGAAUCGCGCUUUGGAAGCGACUAUCUAGAUUUGAAAGCUCCCUUCGAUCUCUUGAUCUCUAUGGUAUGGGUGAGCCAUCGCUCCAGCCAGAUACAGACAAGUUCUGCGCGCCAGUGUGGAAAUUCUCCGAAUUGAAAUCACUCUACAUUGAGCCUACAGUGCUAGCAGGCAACUGCGUGGAUCAUAAGCCUCCCGUUCAGCUGAUGCAUCAUCUUCCGGGCGGGUUGAAGCAUCUCGGGUUUUACGGCUAUAAAAAAGUACGUGGUGAUAAUCAUUCGUCAGUCUCUAGUUUGGAGAGUCAGCUUGAACAAUGUGCAAUGAUGUCAUGUCCACCAGAGAGAAUCAGUGUUCAGGCGGUUGGUAUAUCCCUACCCAUCCUAAAAUUACAGACGGCGUGCAGACAAAAAGGCAUUCCUUUAACAAGAAAGCGCCUGGGCCAAGGAGGGUUAUAUUCGGAAUUUGCCCGGUCCAGCUUCAGACACAGCAGGCCGUACCACCCCGGAAUGCAGCAGGCCCUCUUGGACAUUGCUGGGCAUUUGCCACGACAGUAG
This is a messenger RNA of Aspergillus tanneri, 1440 nucleotides long. RefSeq lists its product as uncharacterized. Bases 1 to 1440 code for a protein of 479 amino acids. The record is from RefSeq and is a predicted model, not a curated record. Lineage: Eukaryota; Fungi; Ascomycota; Eurotiomycetes; Eurotiales; Aspergillaceae. The transcript has a single exon.